AAUGUACUUCCGGUCAUCUACUUUCGGCGGGAAAGACUGACUAACGCUAAAUUAACGUUAAGCUACUUCCAUACAUCCUGGCUAUUAUUAUACCGUUUGAGAAACUAUAACCCAAACUUUAACUUACGUGUAAACUGUUAAUACUUAAGAGAUUCUUCAAGAGAGCAGAUAUUACUAUAGUUAUUUGAGGAAAGGUGCUGUUGCGAACGGUGUAGUUUUAGCAUUUUCCCCAUUAGCUUGUUGUCGGUGUAGCCUACAGUUAUAAAGUUGAUUAGCUAAUUAACGCUAAUCGUUAGCAUCGGAGAGCCCUCCGCCCCCGAAGAGGAGAACAUGGCGGCUGGGAAGAUGUGCCCCAAGAAGAGCAAGGAGGAAACUGCCGAGUGGGCCGGCUUGUUCCUCAAGGACUUGAAAACACAGCAAGAGUCGCUUGUCUUUGUUAAGAGGAUGAUGGCCGUGGCGGUCUCCUCCAUCACCUACCUCAGGGGGAUUUUCCCGGAGGACGCCUACAGAUCCAGAUAUCUGGAAGAUUUGUGCAUCAAAGUUUUGCGUGACGACUGUAACACUCCAGGAUCCAGCAAGGUUGUUAAAUGGAUGAUGGGCUGCUUUGAUGCGUUAGAGAAGCAAUAUCUCCAGAUUGUAUUCAUUGGGGUGUACACCAAUCCAGAUGAACCAAACUGCAUUAUUGAGUCAUACCAGUUCAAAUUCAAAUACACUGAGAAGGGACCAGAGAUGAACGUGCUGAGAAACAACGAUGUGGGGGUGCAGGUGACAUUGGAGGACACCAAGAGAGCCUCAGUGCUGCUCAUCAGGAAGCUCUUCCUGCUUAUGCAGAACCUGGAUGUCCUCCCAAACAACGUAUACCUCAGCAUGAAGCUCUACUAUUAUGACGACAUCACUCCAGAUGACUACCAACCUCCAGGCUUCAAGGAGGGUGAAUGUGAUAGCCUCUGGUUCGAAGGCAUGGCAGUGCACUUCAAGGUGGGCGAAGUGCAGACACCAUUUCACGCGUUGAGAGUGCGCGUGUCAGCAGAACAAGGCCGUCUGGAGAAGCUUCAAGGAGGGGACCACCUGAGGGAGAGCAAGCACGUUGCUCAGAGCAAUCCUCCAGAGACGGGAAUGAUGAUGGAUUCUUGUACGAAGACAUACAACGAAGACGAUCUACCUUCUGAAGAUGAGUCUGCACAGUUCAAGAAACCUAAAAGACCCAUGGCAAAGAGAAAUGGAGUUGCUAAAAAACUGUCAAGGAAGAGAAGAAGAAUUUAGCCACAACAAUACACAAAGCAAAAACGGACAGCAAUGUGAACACAAACUUUUUCUGUUGAAAUGUUAAACACAGCUUUGUUAUGUCACAAUUUAUUUGACAUGAAAAUGUGUCCAAACUGGUUUCUUACAUAAUUAUAUUUACCCACCAGGCAGAAUGUUACUGUCUAAUUCUAACGGUGUACAAAAAGCAUAAAUUAACUGUACAAUCUAGAUUAGGUCAAUCAAUCCAACAUUCAAGGUGCCUAUUUCUUUUGUAUGUGUAUAAAAUACAUUGAUGAAGAAAUAAAGCUUGACUUGUAAA
Molecule: messenger RNA, 1564 nt
Organism: Gasterosteus aculeatus aculeatus (three-spined stickleback)
Lineage: Eukaryota; Metazoa; Chordata; Actinopteri; Perciformes; Gasterosteidae
Gene: zte38
Product: zebrafish testis-expressed 38
Source: RefSeq, a predicted model, not a curated record